Microcebus murinus (gray mouse lemur) is the source of this 12552-nucleotide messenger RNA. It is a transcript of the gene ERBB4, whose product is annotated as erb-b2 receptor tyrosine kinase 4. NCBI's taxonomy places the organism in Eukaryota, Metazoa, Chordata, Mammalia, Primates, Cheirogaleidae. Gene Ontology annotation, biological process: cell surface receptor protein tyrosine kinase signaling pathway; multicellular organism development; positive regulation of kinase activity. Gene Ontology annotation, molecular function: transmembrane receptor protein tyrosine kinase activity; epidermal growth factor receptor binding; ATP binding. The record is from RefSeq and is a predicted model, not a curated record. Gene Ontology annotation, cellular component: plasma membrane; signaling receptor complex; basal plasma membrane.
GGUUUGCGCGGCUGAGCAGAGCCUGCCUGGUUGCGUGGAGGGUUGUUUUAUUCCCACCCCCCCCCCUUUUUCCGGAGUCUUAUUAAUUUCUCUGUGGGGCUGCAGCUGGAGAACGCGGAGCGUUAGAAAUGACGCUCGGAGCUUUAAUUACCGCAGCCGCCGGACAAGUGUGAGGAAAGCUGACAGGAAAAAGAAGGACGGGAUCCGGGGAGAAGCGAGAAGCUCCCCCCGCCCCCCUUCCCUCCCGAUUUGGACUGGAGGUGCAAGGAAACUGAAGAAGGAGCCGAACAUAGCCCGGCUGAGGGGGGAGAGGCCGGAAACCUACCCCCGCUUUGCAAUCAACUUUUUUUGGAAACCUGUUUUGCCCCCCUUUCCCUUUUUAUUGUUGACCAACCAGGGAGAGAGAGAGAAAGUGAGGAGGGAGCGAGAAAGCGAAGGCUCACUCGGGGAAAUAGCUGCACAGUCCGGCCGGAGCACACGCGCACACGCUCGAGCACACUCCCACACGCGCUCGCACUCGCGCGCAGCCGCCCCUCCUCCGGCGCCCGGCCCUGGACCCGCGGCGGGUCGCGGACUCGGACGCCCGCCGUGGGAGUCGGCGCCCCGCGCGCGCCGCGCCCGCCCCCCUCGCGCCCUCACGCGCGCCUGGCUGGGGGAUCUCCUCCGCGCGCCCGAAAGGGGGAUAUGCCAUUUGGACAUGUAAUUGUCAGCACGGGAUCUGAGACUUCCAAAAAAUGAAGCUGGCGACAGGACUUUGGGUCUGGGUGAGCCUUCUCCUGGCGGCGGGGACCGUCCAGCCCAGCGCUUCCCAGUCAGUGUGUGCAGGAACAGAGAAUAAACUGAGCUCUCUCUCUGAUCUGGAACAGCAGUACCGAGCCUUGCGCAAAUACUAUGAAAACUGUGAGGUAGUCAUGGGCAACUUGGAGAUAACCAGCAUCGAGCACAACCGAGACCUCUCCUUCUUGCGGUCUAUUCGAGAAGUCACAGGCUACGUGUUAGUGGCCCUUAAUCAAUUUCGUUACCUGCCUUUGGAGAAUUUACGCAUUAUUCGUGGGACAAAACUUUAUGAGGAUCGAUAUGCCUUGGCAAUAUUUUUAAAUUACAGAAAAGAUGGAAACUUUGGACUUCAAGAACUGGGAUUAAAGAAUUUGACAGAAAUCCUAAAUGGUGGCGUCUAUGUAGAUCAGAACAAAUUCCUUUGUUAUGCAGACACCAUUCAUUGGCAAGAUAUUGUUCGGAAUCCAUGGCCUUCCAACUUGACUCUGGUGUCAACAAAUGGUAGCUCAGGAUGUGGACGUUGCCAUAAGUCUUGUACCGGCCGAUGCUGGGGACCCACAGAAAAUCACUGCCAGACUUUGACAAGGACAGUGUGUGCGGAACAGUGUGACGGCAGAUGCUAUGGGCCCUACGUCAGUGACUGCUGUCAUCGGGAAUGUGCUGGAGGCUGCUCAGGACCUAAGGACACAGACUGCUUUGCCUGCAUGAAUUUCAAUGACAGUGGAGCAUGUGUUACUCAGUGUCCCCAAACCUUUGUCUACAAUCCAACCACCUUUCAAUUGGAACACAACUUCAAUGCAAAGUACACAUAUGGAGCAUUCUGUGUGAAGAAAUGCCCACAUAACUUUGUGGUAGAUUCCAGUUCUUGUGUGCGUGCCUGCCCUAGUUCCAAGAUGGAAGUAGAAGAAAAUGGUAUUAAAAUGUGUAAACCAUGUACUGAUAUUUGCCCAAAAGCUUGUGAUGGCAUUGGCACGGGAUCACUGAUGUCAGCUCAGACUGUGGAUUCCAGUAACAUUGACAAAUUCAUAAACUGUACCAAGAUCAAUGGGAAUCUGAUCUUCCUUGUCACUGGUAUUCAUGGGGACCCUUACAAUGCAAUUGAAGCCAUAGAUCCAGAGAAACUGAAUGUCUUUCGGACAGUCAGAGAGAUAACAGGUUUCUUGAACAUUCAAUCAUGGCCCCCAAAUAUGACUGACUUCAGUGUUUUUUCUAACCUGGUGACCAUUGGUGGAAGAGUACUUUACAGUGGCCUCUCCUUGCUUAUCCUCAAGCAACAGGGCAUCACCUCUCUGCAGUUCCAGUCCCUGAAGGAAAUCAGUGCGGGAAACAUCUAUAUUACUGACAACAGCAACCUGUGUUAUUAUCAUACCAUUAAUUGGACAACACUCUUCAGCACAAUCAACCAAAGAAUAGUAAUCCGGGACAAUAGGAAAGCUGAAAACUGUACUGCUGAAGGAAUGGUGUGCAAUCAUCUGUGUUCAAGCGAUGGCUGUUGGGGCUCUGGGCCAGACCAGUGCCUGUCGUGCCGCCGUUUCAGCAGGGGAAGGAUCUGCAUAGAGUCUUGUAACCUCUACGAAGGUGAAUUUCGGGAAUUUGAGAAUGGCUCCAUCUGUGUGGAGUGUGAUCCCCAGUGUGAGAAGAUGGAAGACGGCGUUCUCACAUGCCAUGGCCCGGGACCUGACAACUGUACGAAGUGUUCUCAUUUUAAGGAUGGCCCAAACUGUGUGGAAAAAUGUCCAGAUGGCUUACAGGGGGCAAACAGUUUCAUUUUCAAGUAUGCUGAUCAGGAUCGGGAGUGCCACCCAUGCCAUCCAAACUGCACCCAAGGGUGCAUAGGCUCAAGUAUUGAAGACUGCAUCGGCCUGAUGGAUAGGUGUAACGGUCCCACUAGUCAUGACUGCAUUUACUACCCAUGGACGGGCCAUUCCACUUUACCACAACAUGCUAGAACUCCACUGAUCGCAGCUGGAGUCAUUGGUGGUCUCUUCAUCCUGGUCAUUGUGGGUCUGACAUUUGCAGUUUAUGUUAGAAGAAAGAGCAUCAAAAAGAAAAGAGCUUUGAGAAGAUUCCUGGAAACAGAGUUGGUAGAACCCUUAACUCCCAGUGGCACAGCACCCAAUCAAGCUCAACUUCGUAUUUUGAAAGAAACCGAGCUCAAGAGGGUAAAAGUCCUUGGCUCGGGUGCUUUUGGAACUGUUUAUAAAGGCAUUUGGGUACCUGAAGGAGAAACGGUGAAGAUUCCUGUGGCUAUUAAGAUUCUUAAUGAGACAACUGGUCCCAAGGCCAAUGUGGAGUUCAUGGAUGAAGCUCUGAUCAUGGCAAGUAUGGACCAUCCACAUUUAGUCCGCUUAUUGGGUGUGUGUCUGAGCCCAACCAUCCAGCUGGUUACUCAGCUUAUGCCCCAUGGCUGCCUACUGGAUUAUGUUCAUGAACACAAGGAUAACAUCGGAUCACAGCUGCUGCUCAACUGGUGUGUCCAGAUAGCUAAGGGAAUGAUGUACCUAGAAGAAAGACGGCUUGUUCAUCGGGAUUUGGCAGCCCGUAAUGUCCUAGUGAAAUCUCCAAACCAUGUGAAAAUCACAGAUUUUGGACUAGCUAGACUCUUGGAAGGAGAUGAAAAAGAGUACAAUGCCGAUGGAGGAAAGAUGCCGAUUAAAUGGAUGGCUCUGGAGUGUAUACAUUAUAGGAAAUUCACCCAUCAGAGUGACGUUUGGAGCUAUGGAGUCACUAUAUGGGAACUGAUGACCUUUGGAGGAAAACCCUAUGAUGGAAUUCCAACACGAGAAAUCCCUGAUUUAUUGGAGAAAGGAGAACGUUUGCCUCAGCCUCCCAUCUGCACUAUUGAUGUUUACAUGGUCAUGGUCAAAUGUUGGAUGAUUGAUGCUGACAGUAGACCUAAAUUUAAGGAACUGGCUGCUGAAUUUUCAAGGAUGGCUCGAGACCCUCAAAGAUACCUAGUUAUUCAGGGUGAUGAUCGUAUGAAGCUUCCUAGUCCAAAUGACAGCAAGUUCUUUCAGAACCUCUUGGAUGAAGAGGAUUUAGAAGAUAUGAUGGAUGCUGAGGAAUAUCUGGUCCCUCAGGCUUUCAAUAUCCCACCUCCCAUCUACACCUCCAGAGCAAGAAUUGACUCAAAUAGGAGUGAAAUUGGACACAGCCCUCCUCCUGCCUACACCCCCAUGUCAGGAAACCAGUUCGUAUACCGAGAUGGGGGUUUUGCUGCAGAACAAGGAGUGCCCGUGCCCUACAGAGCCACCACCAGCACCAUCCCAGAAGCCCCAGUUGCUCAGGGUGCUACAGCUGAGAUUUUUGAUGACUCCUGCUGUAAUGGCACCCUACGCAAGCCAGUGGCACCCCGUGUCCAAGAGGACAGCAGCACCCAGAGGUACAGUGCUGACCCCACAGUGUUUGCCCCAGAACGGAGCCCACGAGGAGAGCUGGAUGAAGAAGGCUAUAUGACUCCUAUGCGAGACAAACCCAAACAAGAAUACCUAAAUCCUGUGGAGGAGAACCCUUUCGUUUCUCGGAGAAAAAAUGGAGACCUUCAAGCUUUGGAUAAUCCCGAAUAUCACAAUGCUUCCAAUGGUCCUCCCAAGGCAGAGGAUGAGUAUGUGAACGAGCCACUGUACCUCAACACCUUUGCCAACGCCUUGGGAAACGCCGAGUACCUGAAGAACAACGUACUGUCUGUGCCGGAGAAGGCCAAGAAAGCGUUUGACAACCCUGACUACUGGAAUCACAGCCUGCCACCUCGGAGCACCCUUCAGCACCCAGACUACCUGCAGGAGUACAGCACAAAAUAUUUUUAUAAACAGAAUGGACGGAUCCGGCCCAUUGUGGCAGAGAAUCCUGAAUACCUCUCUGAGUUCUCGCUGAAGCCAGGCACUGUGCUGCCUCCUCCACCCUACAGACACCGGAAUACUGUGGUGUAAGCUCAGCUGUGGUUUUAAGGCGGAGAGACAUGCCCGCUCCAAUUUCCCCACCCCCUCUCUUUCUCUGGUGGUCUUCCUUCUACCCCCAAGGCCAGUAGUUUUGACACUUCCAGGAGGAAGAUAUAGAGAUGCAAUGACAGUUAUGUGCUUAUCUAACUUGAACAUUAGAAGGAAAGACUGAAAGAGAAAGACAGGAGGAACCACAUUGUUUCUUCAUUUCUCUGCAUAGGGUGGUCGACCAAGGAGAAUGGAAUAGCUAGAGAAGGACCAGAAAAUAUAAGGCAAUACUACCUGCUGUCAAACUAGUUCUCACCUUUUCUUUUUUCGUUCUUUCUUUGAUUGUUUAUUCCCCUUCUUCUUCUUCUUCUUCUUUUUUUAAAUGCACAUGGUUGAAACACCCAUGCUAUCUGUUCCUAUCUGCGGGAACUGACGUGUCCAUAUUCAGCAUCCCUGGAAAUCAUAAUAAAACUUCCACUAGAACAAAAGAAUAACCAUCUGAGAUUGAGAAUCCAGUUUCUUUCCCCAACAGAUUCUAUCUUUGCAAGUAAGAAUGGGCAACCCAGCUCCCAUAAAUUUUAAAGUUAUAACCGCUAAUUAUGUUUGGAAUGCUUUUUUAUUUUUUCAUUUUGUUUUGCUUUGACCAGUUCUUUAUAUUAGUGUCUCCCUUAUUUUUGACUUUAAUUUUUAAUUGCAAAAUGUUUAUAUCAAAGCUUCUUGACAGAAUUUAAACAAGAAAUAUUUUAAUAUGGUGAAAUGGCCACUAUUUUAAAUAUACAGUCUUUAAAAUUAGAAGGGGAGGCCAAGAUAUUAGUCAAAUACAACGUCAAGUCUAGCUUUCAUGUUUCACACUAUUAAAUAUAUCCUCUCUCUUUUUUUACAUUCAUCAAUAUUUUCUUCUCCUCUAUAAAUGACAGUACUUGACAGGCAGUUGGUAAUCUUAAGAGUAAAAGGGAAACUGAGGGACAGUUCUCUGUGGUUCAAGGAAACUACUGAUACUUUCAGAGGUGGUACAAGUGGGGAAUCCAUUGAACUGGAAGAAACACACUGGACUGGGUAUGUGUACCUGACAGAUACUCAGAAAUGUAGUUUGCACUUAAGCUGUAAUAUUUUUUGGUUCAUUUUCUGAACUUCAUUUUGGAUUUUGAAUGAAGCAAUAUGGAAGCAACCAGCAAAUUAACUAAUUUAAGUACUUUUUAAAAAAAGAGCUCAGAUAAAGACUGGAAAUGCCAAACCAAGCAAAUUAGGAGCCUGGAAUGGUAUCCAGGGAGAUGGCGAGAGGCUGGCACAUUAUCUACAUAUGAUAUCACAUUUGCUACACAAGGCAAUUUGUUCAGUUUGUAUACUCCAUAAGAAGGAAUACAAGUAAGAAUUGGCUUGAAUUCUAUGGAAUUUCUAGUAUGAGACUCUAUUUAUAUUAAGUAGAAGGUAACUCUUUGCACAUAAAUUGGUAUAAUAAAAAGAAAAAUAUAAACAUUCAAGGAUUAUGGAUAGGUCCUUGGGUCAAAAGUUGUAAAUAAAUGUGAAAAAUCUUCUCAUGCAAUUAUUUUAUUAUCCAACUUACUAAUCUUUUGAUACUUCAUAUAAUAGCUCCUUUCCUCACACAGAACAUCCUACUUCUAGAAACAUCUUUACUAUGUAUCAUUUUGAAAGAAUACCUACUGAGUUAAGAUAAGUAAUGGGAACAAAUGACUGGGUUGAGUCUCCAGGAAAAGGAGGCUUCAUAUCAAUAACAAGGAAAAUUGGAUUUAAGUCUUUUUUUUCUAGGAAUUCCUGCCCCAAGUCAUUUAUAUAUUUUUAAAAAUAUUUUUUUCUAAUGUUAAAAUACUGGGACCAAAUUAGUCAAUUGUAAAAAUGAAAGCAAUCAAAUUAAGAAUCUCUAUUGGCAAAGCAGAGAGAGUUUAGAAGAAAAAAUAACUCCUAAAUCUAUGUUUCUGCCUGUUUUGAUAAAGUAAACCAUCUAUCCAUCCAAACCUCAUUUAUUCAACUAAUAUUUAUUUAGAGUAUACUAAAAGCACUGCAUUGUAUGGGUAACACCUAAAUAAAAGGAACAUUUUUCCUCACUUCAGAAUUUGACAGUCUAGAUUUAAUUGGAAUGACAUUUUAAUUUCUCCAUGAGUUCAAAUAAUCAGAUUGCAUAGACUGUUUUGUGAGUAGCUAUCAUAUAAUCUGUUGUUUAGUAAGAGAUCUCCUGUGAACUCAUUAAGGACAUGAAUUAAACAUCCUUCAAAAUAUUGAAGUUGACAAAUAUGAUAGUUUCAAUGUUAUCAUCAAAAUAUAAACUGGUCUAGAAGGAUAUUGUAUCACCAACUAAUUAGCUUAUCUAGAGUCUAACUUCACCAUUAAAUCUGUAGCCGAUGGUGGUCUUUGGCCAAGAACCUUGGAGGUAUUUGGGUAUUUUUGUUUUUGUUUUUUUCCAGCUAUGAGGAGAAAGGCAAGAUGACUAUGGUAGAGCAGGAGAGGGGUUUGUGAGAUCCCUUCUAGUGAAGUUCAACCACAGACUUCCCAGGGUUAAAAACACAGAAUGAUUCAGGGGCCACAACCUAAUAGCUCAGAGCUCUUUUACCCACUCAGAAAAGUCUCCAGGAAAAGAGACCUCAUCUCAGUACUUAUGAAAAAUUGAAUAUAAGCCUCCCUUUCUAGAUAAGUACACACUGAGGCAUCACUGAUAGCCCCCUUUUGGAUACUAUACCUUGACUUCUUUUUUUUUUUCUGAUUUACAAUAUUCAUGUGGUUUGUACUGGGAUAUGGAAAACAUAAUCAUUUAUUUUGGAGCAAAGAAGAAAAAAUAACUUUUAACUGUCAAUGUAACAGAAAUACAUUUAGAGAAUAUAGUCUCCUUCCUCUUAAGAACAUAAGACUCUUACAUGUCAAGUAAUCUCCCACUUUUGCAAGUAUAAUCCAAAAUGACCCAAAAUACUUCACAAUAGCACCAUUGCAUCAUUCCUUGUGAAUGAUUUCUGUAGUAUAUACUUGAUUUCAGUAGUUUGGGAUUUUUUGUUUGUUUGUUUUAUUUUUGUCCCCUUAAGAAAACAUAUUUCAGUGUGUUUAAGAGGGAAGGAAAAAAAAGAGUUUCAUUUGUUGCAGAGAAUAUCUUAUUUAACCCAGUAGAGUACAAUUUUAAAAAUGCCAAUUAAAGCCUUCAAAGUGCUUUGGAAUAUCAGAUUCCAGAGGCCAGUUCUGUCCAUGGAAAUAAGCAGAAUCAAUUAUGUAAAUUUGAGAAAAUUAAAAUUACACUGACUAUAUUUUUUAAACCACCCAAUUAGGUGCAUCUUACCUUGACGAAUCCUAUUUUCAAGCGUGGAAAAACUCUGUAGCUAAAGGUUGUUUAAAGAAGUAGUCCGUAAAUAGGUGAGAUGUCCUCUCAACUAGGGUAGGUCUAGAACCCCAAAUCAUCUGUACCACAAAGAGGACAACCCAGCAUCUCUUGAUUUUCUGAAUUAUAUUAGUAGUACAGGUUAGGAUGACAGUCCUUUCUUCAGUAAUAUUCUUAAAAUAACAUUAAAAAACAAUGCAAAAUUCGAAUCCUAUUAAAACACACAAACUAAAAACAAGAGAUUGUAGAUUGGGAAGAAUGACUGAAUAUCUGUAACUUGAGAGAAAAAAAUAGUGUUCUUCUAGGUGUUAUAAUGUGUGUGCUGAUACCUUCUGAAGGAAGGACAUGGCAUGAAGAUUACACACAUUUCCAUGCUAAGGAAAAAUCACUACCAGGAAUGUGAGGUUUGGUGCUAGAUGAAGUUGGAGCAACGAUCAAUGUGCUUCUUGAAGUGGCAAAAAUGAAAAGACAAUUAAAAUUGUUUAAGUCUGACAGGGAAGGAUGUAAAUAUAAGUUUCUCUAGAGCUACCUAACUUUUAUUUCACAACUUGGAUUAUUCAUCCAUCUGUAAUUGUUGAUUAUUUAACUAGUAUAUGUAGUUCAUAAGGUAAUAGAAAAGGUGUUCAUGAAAGCAUGUAUAUAACUGGACAGAACCGUGAUAAUACUAUAAGAUGUAGAUUUAGUUAGGUUAUCAAAUGUUAACUGAUUUUAAUAUUAUUAAAUAAAUCAAACUAGAAAGCUAACCACAAGUAUAAUAUAACAAAAUGAAAUGCAGGAUGUGAAAACGUAGGAUGGAUUUUGCAUAGCGAAAAAAUAGGUUUGCCAUUUACGAUUGUUGUCAUUGAGUUUAGCUGAAAGUAGGCAUAUACGAUUCUGCUUGUGAAAACUUACUUUAAACCAUUACAAUUAAUUUUUUCCCCAUUCUCUUGUUCCUUUAUCACUUUUUAAAUGUAUUAAAUGUAAAGGGAAUUUUUUUGAGUUUGUUUUGCAAACACCACCUUGUAGAAUUUAGCAGGCAAAUAUGUUACAUAUGACUUUAAGUAAGCUGUCUUCAAAAUGAAGUAAAGGAAGCGUAAAUGUUCUAUUACCUUAUGCAGAGACAAAAAAAAAUGAGUGGUGUCAUUAAGUAAACAAACAAAAUACAUUUAAUUUGUGAUAUGUCCUUUCUUUUCCCACAAUGCCCUCUUGCCUCCAAAAACAAGGAAUAACAAUAAAAACAAGGAAUAACAACAAGGAAUAACAAUUUUCUGAUAAAUAAAUGCUAAACCAAGAAUUUCAAACUACUGUAUUACCAUUCUUUUGGACUCUAGUUUGUAGACUGAUGAUUUAUGAUGGGGCAAAUGAGAAAUCCAGGUAUUCAGGUUUCUAGCUGUUGAAAAGCCAGGUAAACUAGCUUCUGCUCUACGUGCUCUGGACAAAGGGGAUCCGCUGUGCCUCUUUUUGUAUACAUGAACUUUGAUGUGUGUCCAUUUGGGGGACAGCCUUGUACCCAUGCAGGCAUAUAAAAGCAGAUUGGUGUCUCUUGGUUGCCACCUGCUUAAGGACAAAUGACAUCAUACAGGUGUAGAUCAGGUAUAAUUUUUAAAGAUCAUUAUCAUAAUGAUCUUUAUUAUUACUGAUACUACAGGGGGGCCAGCUUUUAUAUUUCUGGAUAGGAUGAAUAUAAUUGUUCUGAUCCCAGAGAUCUUUGCAAGAGGAGUUCUCUCCGUAGUUGCAAACAUGAAACUGUUGUGGGCAUUGUGUUAGGCCGAGGGACCCUUGUGUUAUGGGCAAAUAUUUUUUAGCACUGUGGGCUGCUUUGUUCUUUUCAUUAAAAGUCUCUCUAAAACAGAAAUUUCAGACACUCCAUUCAAAUCCUACCAAAAAAUGUGGGAUAUGUCACUUUUGCAGACCCCUGCCUCAUAUCAUUCCCAGCCAGGUGAUAUUUUGGGCAGAAGAAAAUGCUUCUAUAGUCACAAGCUAAAAAGACUCUAAGCUCCAAUUUCAUGGGGGUAUUCACAUGCUUUCCCUGGAAAAUACUCUUUGACAGUCAGCUUUGCAAGUAAGUGAUUACCUUGUUAGGAAUCACAGAAAAAUUCAUCUCUCUCUGACCUUUAGAGAGAAAUAGCACCAUUCCUUUUUUCAUCUUUGACAAAACUGCCCCUGUUCUCUUCACUUUCUACCACCCUAGUUCAAAGUAGCCCUUUCUUAAGCCAUAGUGGAUCUUUGAGGUCUCACACCCUGAUUUGUGAAAUACUGACUUGGCCUUUGUCCUCAAAUGCCUGAUUUUUUCAUAAAAGAUCCUAGCAAUUUGGACAUUGUUUCAAAUCUUUAUCUAAUAAAUCACUGCGCAGAGAAUAAUUUCUGAUAUUAAAAUUGUUUUUCCAUGAAGAUAAAUUCUCUUUGUCCAUCUCUAUAAGAAUUUGAGACAAGCUAGCCCUGUGAUGAAUAUUGAAACUCACAUAUGUGCACAUACCCUUGGUAGAUCUCAGAUUUAAUCUUUCCAUAAAAACUCUACAUACAAGUGAGAAGUUAUUUUUGUCAGCAAACUAAUUUAUUUGCUUUAUUCAUCUUAUUUUAUUCCUGAUAGAAAAUAUUUUAUAGCUGCUGUAUUUUUUUUUCUAAAUGAGGAGUCUUAUUAUCACAAAGGUAAAGGCUGUUCAGCUUUGAGAACCACCUGGAAUUCUUUUUUGGAUCACUCGUCCAUCUAACAAAUAUAUAAUGAGUGCAGUUUCACUUUAAUGAACAUUCAUGUUGUCUAAUAGAAUGCCAUUCUUUCUCUACUUUUGCUCUUUAAGGGCAUUUUUCUUUCAAUGCUCUAGUGAGCAUUCCCCAUAUCAUGAGAAGUGGUUAUAUUUGUACAAAUAUACAAAUAUAGGAAAACAAAGUUUCAUCCCUGUAGGCAAUAGUCUAACUUGUCCAAACCACUUUGCCUUUACUGCUAUUUUUAUCCUUAAUGUGUAGAUGUUUCCCCCAGGCCUGUAGUCCUUUUGAAGGAAAUCAAAUCAUACCUCCUAUAUAUAUAUUGACAUAAACCUGGUUUUCAAGUAUCAUUUCCAGAUUUUUCAGUUAAUGGGGGGCUAUAUCUUUUCCCUUAACAUGAGAGUCAUUUUCCUGUAUAUUUCUGGAUCUCUCAGGGGCUGGGAGGGGGGAGUGAGGGGAUUACAACCAUAGCACUCCAAGAACCCUUUUGGGAUUACUCCAGUAAUCAAUUAUGGAAGUUAUUUUCUAAAUGUAGAUAUGUAAGCUGUUCUUUUAAAGUAAGGUACUUUGAAAUAUGUAGCAUAAACUGGUACUGCUGUUAAAUGGGUCGAUUAUUAAACUGAGCAGCUGUGUGAGGGCAGCUAACUUUGAAUGCACAUCCCACUGGCUGAUGUGUCUACUUCUCAUGUUGGAAGCACCAGAGAUUGUAUUGCUGCAUGUUGAAACUGCAUUUUCACAUGGUAUGACUAGUUCAUCUCUUUCUUGAGCACCAUUGUAACAAGAUCAAAUGAAAAUGAGAUCAACAUGCAAGACAAUUCAUAGCACAAAAAAAGUCAUGUUAAAUCUUCUCUUAAGCACUCAUCUCAUACAUCAAAGUAGUUUAGCAAUAUCAGUUUUGGUGAGAAAGGGAGACACUUUACUGAAAAGGCAGAGGCUUAAGGUAUUAUAAACCUUUGUAUCCAUUUCCUUAUUUUCCUAACUCAUAAACAGAAAACAAGCCCUCUCUCUUGUGAAGUAUCUUCAAAGGACAGGGGUGCAAAAAUACCUUGCUGGUAAGCCAUCAAUGUUUCAUUUAAAUCCAAGCAUUCAAAGUUAGCUGCCUUCUUGAAAUAAACAAACAAAAAAUACUACUGUAUGUUUGAAAAUGUGAAUAGUAUUUUUAUAGCUUGUUAAAGACAUGGCUAGUUGCAUUUGUAAAUAAGGAUAAUGUUGCUUUGAUUUUCUUUUGUGGACAUCUUUAUUUGGAACAUAAUUGUCUUUAGGGUUGAUUUGUAUAUAAGUAAUUGGCUUGUGAUUAUUUCUUUUUUGGUUGGAAGUUAUCAUUUUGACAUUACUUGUGAUUCUGUGUUCAGCACUAUUGUGACGUGUUCAACCUCUGCACUCGCUUACACAAUAGGAUAUGCCAAUUGUGUGUGGUGUGAUGUUAUUUUAAUUUUUUUCUAUUUUAUCUAUGAAGGAUUAUGCACUUAACACAUACUAACUUUUUUAAUGUUAGGUAUAUUUUUAGUAUAAUUUCCCUUAUUCUUCCUUCUCCUCCGAUCCUGUACCCAUUCUCCCAUUCUCAUUCCUUUCCCCAAUUUAUGUUAUUCUUUGAGAAUGAGGGAGAAACAGUAUUUUAAAUUUCUGUAAUUAGGCUUUUCAGUUAGUUCUCAAGGAUCCUCUUUUGGCUCUUGGGAAAGAAUUGUACCUGUACAAGGCAAUUAUAGAAUGCGAACUGCUUUGCCUCAUUCCACACUGAUCAUCCCAGCUGAACAAUUUGAAAACUGUUCUGCCUUUUUGUUACAUGAAUCUGUCAGAAAUAUAUUUUUAAUUUAAUAUAAAUGAAAUUCAAUAAAAUAUGAAACAAAUGUU